AUGGGAAUUCUCUUCACCAGGAAAUGGAGACUGUUCGAUCACCAGGGGCACAAAGUUAUCAUUCUUGGGCUGGAUAAUGCAGGGAAAACUACCGUCCUUUACCAAUUUUCUAUGAAUGAAGUUGUACAUGCAUCACCUACAAUUGGAAGUAAUGUAGAAGAAAUAGUGAUUAAUCAUACGUGUUUCUUAAUGUGGGAUAUUGGUGGACAAGAAUCUCUUCGUUCUUCCUGGAACACAUACUAUACUAACACAGAGUUUGUAAUUGUUGUUGUGGACGGUACAGACAGAGAAAGAAUUUCUGUAACUAGAGAAGAACUCUAUAAAAUGUUAGCCCAUGAGGACCUAAGGAAAGCUGGAUUGCUGAUUUUUGCUAGUAAACAAGAUGUUAAAGAAUGCAUGACUGUAGCAGAAAUCUCCCAGUUUUUGAAAUUAACUUCUAUUAAAGAUCACCAGUGGCAUAUCCAAGCAUGCUAUGCUCUUACUGGAGAGGGAUUAUGCCAAGGACUUGAAUGGAUGAUGUCGCGAUUUAAGAUUAGAUGAUCUCUACUGACCUCUUCUCAUAGACUUUGUAUAAACGAAGUCCUGGACUUUACCUGAAA
Molecule: messenger RNA, 599 nt
Organism: Prionailurus viverrinus (fishing cat)
Lineage: Eukaryota; Metazoa; Chordata; Mammalia; Carnivora; Felidae
Product: ADP-ribosylation factor-like protein 5A
Exons: 1
Coding region: 1-540 (179 amino acids)
Biological process (GO): protein localization to Golgi membrane; intracellular protein transport; vesicle-mediated transport
Cellular component (GO): trans-Golgi network; cytoplasm
Molecular function (GO): GTP binding; GTPase activity
Source: RefSeq, a predicted model, not a curated record